Messenger RNA from Haplochromis burtoni (Burton's mouthbrooder), 1679 nucleotides. RefSeq names its product butyrobetaine (gamma), 2-oxoglutarate dioxygenase (gamma-butyrobetaine hydroxylase) 1 (gene bbox1). Bases 333 to 1679 code for a protein of 448 amino acids. Gene Ontology annotation, cellular component: mitochondrion. Gene Ontology annotation, molecular function: iron ion binding; gamma-butyrobetaine dioxygenase activity. Gene Ontology annotation, biological process: carnitine biosynthetic process. The transcript is spliced from 8 exons. Lineage: Eukaryota; Metazoa; Chordata; Actinopteri; Cichliformes; Cichlidae. The record is from RefSeq and is a predicted model, not a curated record.
CUGUAUUAUGGCUGGGAUAAGAAAGUAGAGCAAAGUUUACGCGCGUGUAGUGAUUGUGUCUUCCUGUUCAAUACUGCCGCCGAUCAACCUUUCACCUACUUUCUCUGGCACGCUGACACCCGGCGGUUGUGUUGUGACGUCCGCAGUGCUCGUGGGAACAACACACCGACCGUCAUCUAAUUGAUCCAGGUAAAUUCUGUUGAUGGCGAAAAGGCGGACUUUUUUUUCUUCUUCCUGCCACUUUAAUACACAAACUUGACACAGGAGUCCUGCUGGAGUGUUAGCCCUUUCCAAUCUGGCGAUAAAGCUGCCGGGGGCAAAACCCUUCAGAAAUGUGGAUGAGCACUGUUGCACGUUCGGCCCUGCCUGCUCUGCAGAGGAGCACCUCUCUGACCCGCCAGGCUCUGAGGGCUUGUCGUAGGCUGGGGCCAACCGCUGCUCCUCUACCUCCUUGCCUGAUUUCAUUACAUCUUCGUGGGCGGCACACACUGGAGUCAGCCUCCCUUCCUGUCUCUCGCCAUCUAGUGAGGCAUGUCCGAGCUCUGGAUGAUGACAGGCAGAUGGAGGUGGAGUGGGAGGAUGGAGGCCACAGUCUGUACCCAUUCACCUGGCUGAGAGACAACUGCCAGUGUCCACUGUGUACCCUGCAAUCUGCUCAAGCCCGAAUGCUCUUGCUGGCCGAUCUCGAUAUCCACACAGGAGUAGAUGUUGUGGAGGUCACCAAUGACAACAAGGUCUCCAUCGUAUGGCCCGACCAGCACAUCAGUGUCUUUGAUGCAGAGUGGCUGAAGAAACGCUGCUUCUCUCCUGCUGCCCGACAGGCAACGCAGGAAGAGCUUUUCCUCAAUAGGCGUUAUUAUUGGGACUCGACACUGCGCAUUCCCUCAGCAGACUUUGACGAAGUCCUCCGUGACGAUAAGGCCGCGCUGGCUUGGCUCCUGGCCCUGCGUCGUGUUGGCAUGGUCUACCUGAAGGGGGCUCCUGCAGAGCAGGGCCAAGUGGCCAGACUGGCUGAGAGGAUUGGCUAUCUCAGGCUGACAUUUUACGGGCACACAUGGCAGGUCCAGGACAAACCCAUGGCAAACAAUGUAGCCUACACUUCAGGAAAGCUCAGUCUGCAUACAGACUACCCGGCGUUACACUUUGCACCUGGAGUGCAGUUUCUACAUUGCAUCAACCAGGCUAAGGAAGGAGGGGAGAGCGAAGUGGUGGACGGCUUCCACAUGGCUGAGCAGCUGCAGAGAGAAGACCCAGAGGCCUUCCAGACGCUCACCUCGCUGCGCGUGGACUUCACCGACACCGGGACAGAUUACUGCGACUUCAUGCUGCAGUCCAAGAACUGCAUCAUUGACGUCGACGCAGACGGCCGAGUCGUGAAGAUCAACUACAAUAACGCCACCCGAGACUCGGUGCUGGACCUGCCCGUACAUCAGGUCCAACCCUUCUACAGAGCACUGAAGGCCUACGUGGACAUCAUGAACCGACCGGAGAACGUGGUCACCUAUAGGAUGGAGCCAGGUGACAUCGUAACCUUUGAUAACUGGCGUCUGCUUCACGGCCGAAAGAGCUACAUCAGCAGGCUGGAGAGGCUCCGGCACCUCGAGGGUUGUUACCUGGACUGGGACGAAGUCAUGUCCCGACUCCGGAUUCUCCGCAAGGCGGUCCACGAGGACUUGUGA